CGUCACGGACCCACCAAAUCCGGGAAGAGGAGCAGCUCCGGUGACCGACCGACCGACCGGCCCGGGCGGACGAACCCACAACCUGAGGACACACUGACUGCGGCAUCCCACACUUCCGUAGGGUGCGUUCGUUUUAAUCUUAUUGUCGGUCUCUAUGCCGCCACAUACGGGAUCGCUACAAUCCCCGCCCAUCUGGCUAACCCCCGUGAUGAGACGCAAGCGCUUCCUUUUGAGGUCACGUGACAACGGGAAAAACGGGAGCAAGAAGAAAGCGGACAGAAGAUGGACUCGCUCCAGGACAAACAUCUUUGCUAAGCGGGCGAUAUUAUUGAAAAUGGCCUAAAAGAUGAGCUACGACGUGAGGACGUUCGGAAUGAAUGAGAAGCAACAACGAUGGAAACAAGAGACGACGUACAUAUGAUUGAAUCACCCGCCGAGGAAGAGCGACGAUGAAGCUGAACGAGCGCAGCGUGGCCCACUACGCCACGUGCGACUCGCCGCCCGACAAGACGGGCUUCCUGUUCAAAAAGGGCGAGCGCAACACGGCGUACCACCGCCGCUGGUUCGUGCUCAAGGGCAACAUGCUCUUCUACUUCGAGGAGCGCGACGGCCGCGAGCCCAUCGGCGUCAUCGUCUUGGAGGGCUGCACCGUGGAGCUGUGCGAGUCCGCCGAGGAGUUCGCCUUCGCCGUCAAGUUCGACUGCGCCCGGGCCCGCGUGUACAAGAUGGCCGCCGACAGUCAAGCGGCGAUGGAGUCGUGGGUGAAGGCCUUGUCGCGGGCCAGCUUCGACUACAUGAGGCUGGUGGUCAGGGAGCUGGAGAGGCAGCUGGAGGAGAUUCAGGAGGCGGCCCUCGGAGGCCCGCAGGGCAGGCCCAGGCCGUCCAAGCGAGCGUCCAAAUCCAGGUCGUCGUCGUCGACUUCCUCCGGCUCCGUGCAAAAGAACCGCCGGGAUGAGGUCCAGCUCGUGUCCGGAGGGCCCAAGGAGAACGGCGUCGCCUGGAGCAAACCGCACCCCGCCUGGGCCAACGCUCCGUCUUCCUGCGUGGCCUGGGAGGGCGGGGCCGAGUCCCUAAAUAACGGCUCGGCGGCUCACGGGGCCAACGGGGUCCGGGCCCCCCCGGUGCCCCCCAGAAGAAGAGGAGCGUCUCUGGAGAGCACCGGAUGCUUCUCCAAGCUCCACGACCGCUACGGGCUGGAGGUGGAGGAGCUGAGGGCCCAGUGGCUGCAAAGUCAGUGAACCCCCGGAGACGGAUUAGAUCAUUCCGCCGUUUUCGGGGUUGAGGCGGGGACUGGAAACGAUCCCCCGAUGACUUGCCGCUCAAAAGCAGACUACACCCUGGAACUUCACAUUUCUCAUCACAAGCCACUUUUUUUUCCAUUUUUUAAAAAAAAAAUCUUGCCUGUAGAAGCCAGCCAGCACUUUUCCCAUUUUGCCGCAGCAACGCAAAAUGGAGGAAUCAAGUCGACCUCGGCAUUUUUCUGCCUUUUGGAGGCGGUCGGUCGUCGGUUUUCCGCCAACUGCGCGAAGGAAGGCAUUUUUCCACCUUAUCGUGUCGCCAUUUUACAUAAAUAGCGGCCAAAUGAAACGGCAAGGAGCGACGUCAACCUGGCAUUUCCUUCUAAAUAGUCACGAAAUGGGAGUAUCAAGCAAUUGGAGCAUUUUCCAAUCUUUGUGUAAACAGCACCGACACAGAUUGGGGUGACUUUAGGAAUUUCAGAGGUAUUAACCACUUUUACACUGGCUGUAAAAGCAGACUUUUUUUUCUCAAGUCGACCCAGCACUUUUCCACCGGCUGUGAGGGAAUUUUAACUUUCAGAGUUUAAUAGUCGAAACAUGAAAUUAUUUCUCCUUUCCUGUUGCGCUGUCCCCUAAAAAAUGUCAGAUGUGAUUAGUUGAUCCAGUUGGAGUACGCAGGAGCCAUUGCGGUUCCAAAUGGUUCUCAAUUCUGAUUCUUUUAGGGUCGAGGUUGUGUCAAACACGUUUGCACGCUUGAAGUCGCAAGUGCCUUCAAAUUAUGAAUAUCUAUUUUCUCCGCAGCCCGUCGCAAUUAAAUUUAGCACGAUUAAAAUCGUCAUUUGGGACUGUUUUAUCACGUCAAAUGGUGUAUUUGUGCUAAAUUUUCACUUGACUUCCUGUUUUAAGCAUGUAGCCUUUUAUUUUGAAGGCCACGCAACGGAACUCAGCAUAUGACACCGAUAAUUUAUUUAGUUUCGUUCUUCGUCGCUCAUUCCUUUCUUCCUUGACGCGAUCUAAUCUUAUUCCAAGCGUUGCACUGAAGCGAUUUCAACAAAGACGCACUUUUGGGCACGAGCGCGUCUUCGUGCAAGUCCUCCUUCGGGGUGGGCGGACUCGGCAUCGAAAGUGGGAACCAAAGUUUGAAGGAUUCCAGGAGAACCGGGGGUAUUUGUCCCGGUUCCAAUCGUUUCUCAACGCCCAACCCGAGUCCACGAUGAGAAAUAUCCUUCUGGUCUUGGCGCAAAGGCAGUGAAAUGCCGGUGUUGGUUGAUAGACUGCGAUCCAUGAAUGUGCCCACAUUGAAACGGGAGAUAUUUACAAAAAAAUGACGGUACACGGAAAGACUUUUCAAACAACAACACGAUAGCAUGAACUCGGCUGGUAAAAAGGAAAAACAGCCGCGGCAGCUACACGGUAGGACAGCACUCACGGGGCCGGUUAAAAAAAAACAACAGAGCUAAAUCACUGACGCGGCAGUAACACAGCAGCAACGCGCUAGCACGGUGCUAAUGCUAGCUGGGUUAACAGGGCCUGUUAAAAAAAAAAAAAACAUACCGGUAAAAAUCACUGAGACAGGGCAGUCACAAACCAGCAACAGGCUAGCGCAGCGCUAACAGGGCCAGUUAAAAAAAAAAACCCGGUAAAAGUCACUUCCUAGGCACAUGUAUUCCACCGGCGUCACUCUUACCUUUUCCGCUCGAGCGCCCCCUUGCGGCCGUUAGAAAAAAAAAAAAAUGCACAAAUUAGCCGCAUCAUCGCACAAGCCGCAGGGUUGAAGUCGGGGCUUCGAGGCCGGAAAUUACGGUACAGAACAGUUUUUCUUUUUUUUUUUUUUUUUAUUAAACAGCCAGGACAUUAUUUGUGAUUGAUUGUGCAUCCUGUCUGGCACAGGAGAAAUUGAUCAGUCAUGACGUACAAUAUGGGAUAAUGCAAAGUCAAAUCACUUUCGCGUCGAAUAUCGACACUUUGUCUUAACACGUGAUUUUGAUUUUGUGCCUUUUACUGAUUUUAAAACGAAAUAAAAUUCUGUCAAGUGAAGCAGAAACAACUGCUAUAAAAAAAACAACAGGGAAGUAAACAAGUGUAUGAAUCAGCCGCCACCCGACUCGCGCUUCUUUCCAUCUUCCCGUGUGAAUUUGCCAUCCCUCUCCGUUGUUGUUCCUUUUUUGUUUUUGAUGCACGGUGGCGGGGGCGUCUUGCGGGUGGGCUUGCGUAAGCGUCUGUGUCAUUGAUUGCCGUUGUUGAGUCAUACCCUGGCGACUGAUCCGCUUUGUUUUGAAUGUCUGCAUCGGAACGGCAAUAACGCGAGAAUGCGGGCAAAGAUUUUAAGAAGCUGCAGUAGAGAUAUUAAUCUCCAUGUUUGUUUUUUUUCAAACAUUCUUAAAGGUCCAAAGUCAUUCAUAACGGUCAAUCGAAGUAAAGUAAACUCCAUCUGGAACAUAUUUUUUUUUUUCAUAACGUGCCAUAUCUUUUCAAAUAUUUGCCCAUAGUCUAAAAAAAAAAAAAGUUUGUUUUAGAUUUUUAGUUUUUUUUUUUUUUUUUUUUUUUUUUUUUACAUUCCAGUUGUUUUGCAGUUUCUUCUCACAUUCCAAAAACAUGCACUCUUAAAUUGUCCGUAGGUGUGAAUUAAUGUUUUUUUUUUUUGUUUGUUUUUUUGUGACCCUCGAUUGUCCCGCCCCGCCUCUCGCGACCUCAACGUUAGACAAAACGCUCACUUAUCUUAUCUGAAGUUGCAUAAGCCAGAGCUGGCUAAAACGGGACUCGGUGACCCGGUUGGCGUUCCCAACACUUUGUCCAAGUAUUUUCCCGGCCUCCGCGUCGUUUCCCCGGAAUCUGAUGACGUGUUCCGACAAGCGGCUGUUGGGUGGUGUUGGUCCGCAUCGUUGCACAGCAUUAUCAUAAAUGUUGCACACAUGGUACAAGAGGGAGUUCUUUUUCUUUUUACCCUCAAAUCGCAAAUUGCAUUCAACUUUGAACUUCUAUUGCAAGCAACAUCAUAUGAUGUGAAAUGACUGAUUGAACCAUAUGAAUAAUAACUAUUGUAAUCAAAGCUGCCAAAUAACGUCCUUGAUCUUUUAUGUAUCAUUUUCUGACUUUUUCAUGUUUUUAUGCACGUGAUCCAAGUAUUGUACAUGCUUCAUACAUCAUACAAUUAUCAUACAUGCUUCUAUUUUACGUUAAAAUAUCUGACAAACUUACAAUUGUAUUUGUUUUAUUUACUUGACAGCAUUUGCCAUUAUUAUUAUUAUUUUGAAUCACAGUUGCCUGCCCUGUUGUGUCACUUUAAUGACAUGAAUGAGAAUUGUACGGUUAAUCAAACGUGACGUGAACUGUUGAUGGAAGGCUCGUCUACAAUUUUAAUUUCUAAUCUUUUUGCCAGUAUUGUUUCACGAUAUCGAGCAUUCUGUUGAUUAAGGUACCUUGAAGUAUAUUUUAUCACCUGCAGUAAGUAACCAAAAUAAAAACAGGAUUGUUAAACGGUGUGAACUUUUUAAGUUGUUUUACAAGCCACUAGAAAUUUCUGUCCAAUUUUUUAUCACCCAACUUGGAAAAAAAUGCAAUAUUGGUUCCUUGA
Syngnathoides biaculeatus (alligator pipefish) is the source of this 4812-nucleotide messenger RNA. RefSeq names its product PH domain containing endocytic trafficking adaptor 1 (gene pheta1). Gene Ontology annotation, cellular component: trans-Golgi network; recycling endosome; early endosome. The transcript is spliced from 4 exons. NCBI's taxonomy places the organism in Eukaryota, Metazoa, Chordata, Actinopteri, Syngnathiformes, Syngnathidae. The record is from RefSeq and is a predicted model, not a curated record. Gene Ontology annotation, biological process: receptor recycling; retrograde transport, endosome to Golgi; endosome organization. The coding region runs from base 450 to 1238 and encodes 262 amino acids.